This is a messenger RNA of Cicer arietinum (chickpea), 2451 nucleotides long. RefSeq names its product E3 ubiquitin-protein ligase ORTHRUS 2-like. The record is from RefSeq and is a predicted model, not a curated record. Gene Ontology annotation, molecular function: ubiquitin protein ligase activity; metal ion binding. NCBI's taxonomy places the organism in Eukaryota, Viridiplantae, Streptophyta, Magnoliopsida, Fabales, Fabaceae. Gene Ontology annotation, biological process: protein ubiquitination; negative regulation of gene expression via chromosomal CpG island methylation.
CACUAUCAUUUCAUUUUUUUCAAUAUAAAAAAAAGAAAAAAAGAAAAGAGAAAGCGAGAAAAACGAAAGAGAAAGAAAAUCGCAGUGACAUCACACCAAAUGGCGCAGCCAAACAAACAACUUCCCUGCGACUCCGAUGGCUUCUGCAUGCUCUGCAAAUCGAAACCUUUGGAAACUGAAACACUUCACUGUCGAACAUGUGUUACUCCUUGGCAUGUUCCAUGUUUACCCCUUGUUCCGACAACUCUUCUCGAUUGGGAAUGUCCUGAUUGUUCUCAACUCGUUGAUGCUCCUGCUCCUUCCAUCGCCGGCGAACUUGUUUCCGCUAUUCGCGCUAUUGAAAAUGAUCCUUCUCUUACCGAUGAAGAUAAAGCGAAGAAGCGUCAAGAACUCGUUGGUGGAUCUUCUUCUAAUCCUACUUCCGAUCAUUCUAAUUCAAACAAAACUAAAACUAAUGGCGUCCUUGAUAUCUUGAAUGGUUCUCUUAACUGUUCCUUUUGCAUGCAGUUGCCCGAGAGACCCGUCACUACUCCAUGUGGGCACAAUUUUUGUUUGAAGUGUUUUGAGAAAUGGAUUCAGCAAGGAAAAAGAACUUGUGCGAUUUGCAGGACUUCAAUCCCACCAAAGAUGGCUAGUAAUCCGAGGAUCAAUGCACAAUUAGCUAUUGCGAUUCGUAUGGCUAAGUUAGCGAAAUCGGAGAAUGUUGGAGGGAGUAGUGCUCACAAAGUUUAUCACUUUGUUGGCAAUGAUGAGCGUCCUGAUACUGCUUACACCACUGAGAGAGCAAAGAAGUCAGGGAAGGCUAAUGCUGCUAGUGGGAAAAUAUUUGUGACAAUUCCGAAGGAUCAUUUUGGACCUAUUAGUGCUGAGAAUGAUCCAAUAAGGAAUCAAGGGGUUCUUGUUGGAGAAACAUGGGAGGAUAGAAUGGAAUGUAGGCAAUGGGGUGCUCAUUUCCCCCAUGUUGCUGGAAUUGCUGGUCAGAGUACUCAUGGUGCUCAAUCUGUUGCUCUUUCUGGUGGCUAUGUUGAUGACGAAGAUCACGGUGAGUGGUUCCUUUACACUGGUAGUGGUGGAAGGGAUCUAAGUGGUAACAAGCGUACCAACAAAGAUCAGUCCUUUGAUCAGCAGUUUGAGAACAUGAAUGAGGCUUUGAGAGUCAGUUGUCGUAAAGGCUAUCCUGUUCGUGUUGUUAGGUCCCACAAGGAGAAACGUUCUGCUUAUGCACCACCAGAGGGUGUGAGAUAUGAUGGGGUUUAUAGAAUUGAGAAGUGCUGGCGCAAAGUUGGAAAACAAGGUCAUAAGGUUUGCAGGUAUUUGUUUGUGAGGUGUGACAAUGAACCAGCUCCAUGGACAAGUGAUUUAUCUGGAGAUCGUCCCCGUCCAUUGCCUAAAAUUAAGGAGUUUAAGGAGGCAGUUGAUAUUACUGAAAGAAAGGGUGAUCCAUCAUGGGACUUUGAUGAGGAAAAGGGAUGCUGGUUGUGGAAGAAGCCUCCACCACUAAGUAAGAAGCCAGUGAACAUUGUGGAUCCUAUUGAUGGAACAAAAAUAACAGUUGUCAGGCCAAGUGCUAAAAAAGUGUCCUUCAAGAUCAAAGAUAGGCUAUUGAAAGAGUUUGGUUGCAAUAUAUGCCGCAAGGUGUUGGCUUCCCCUCUUACUACACCUUGUGCUCAUAACUUCUGCAAAGCCUGCCUGGAGGGUGCUUUUUCUGGCCAAAGUUAUAUCAGGCAGAGAGCAUCUCAGAGUGGGCGCACUUUGCGUGCACAGAAGAAUGUUAUGAAAUGCCCUACCUGUUCAACUGACAUUGCUGAUUACCUUCAGAAUCCACAGGUUAACAGGGAAAUGAUGGGUGUCAUAGAAUCACUCCAGCAACAGGCUGAACAACAACGGAUGGAGGAGAGUUCUGAAGAAUCAAGUGCUAAGGUGGAGGAGAAUUCUGAAGAAUCAAGUGCUAAAAAUGAUGAAAUUCCGAAGCUGGACGAGGACACUGAUGUUUCAAAACCCAGUGAUUCAAGUGAAAAAAUAUUGGAGGAAAUUAACGACAAUGAUCUGAAACGUCCUCAGAAGCGUAGGAAAGGCCCUGAUGGCAAGGCGGUGACCGUGGAGGAACAUAUUGAUGAGGCAGAAACUGAAGCUAAGGCAGUGACUUGCAAGUAGGUUUUUUGAUGAUGGAUUGAAUCGUGCUGUUUUAUUUUGGAUAUGCAUUAAACAGCAUCAAUCAUAAUGUGUUGCUGAUUCAAAGGGAUUUUUUUUCAAUUGCUACCUCAUAGACAAGGCAUUUUAUGGCUUUUUUGGGGGUACUUCUCGUUGUUUGAGAAGGCAUUAACAAGAUUGGGCAAUUGGUGUUUAGUAGGAGACAAGAGUGUUAUCUGUUAAAACAUUAGAAGGAAUCAAUGGAUUUUAUUGUAUGUUCAAAUUUUCAAAUCUAAAUGUUGCAAUAUGUUUCCAUUAUUA